Molecule: messenger RNA, 1681 nt
Organism: Haplochromis burtoni (Burton's mouthbrooder)
Lineage: Eukaryota; Metazoa; Chordata; Actinopteri; Cichliformes; Cichlidae
Gene: gtf2f2a
Product: general transcription factor IIF, polypeptide 2a
Exons: 9
Coding region: 153-929 (258 amino acids)
Biological process (GO): transcription by RNA polymerase II; transcription initiation at RNA polymerase II promoter
Cellular component (GO): transcription factor TFIIF complex
Source: RefSeq, a predicted model, not a curated record
UUUCAUUUACGCAUGCGUGUGGCGGUUGCCCUGCUAGAGUUUUAACAGUCGUCAUUUUAAAAUAUGUCAGAAAAAGGAGAGGUGGAUUUGACCGGUGCCAAACAAAAUACAGGCGUGUGGCUCGUUAAGGUGCCCAAAUACCUUUCUCAACAAUGGGCAAAAGCGACAGGCAGAGGAGAAGUUGGAAAGCUCCGGAUCUGCAAGAAAGGAAAUCAAGGAAAACCAGAGGUAAGGAUUGCUCUGCAUCCCAGUACUCUGACAUACAGCAAUGGACUGUUUUAGUGUCUUUCACUUUGAAUGAAGAGCUGACUGUGAUUGACGGUAUAGAGGAUAAGACAGUGUCUGCACCACGCGAACACCCGUUCACCAUGCAGUCAGUGGGAGGUCAGACAUUGGCAGUCUUCACAGAGACUUCAUCAGGCCAGUCAGAAGAGAGAUCUGAUGGCAGCAGCUCAGGUUCGGGGGCAGGGACAGGCCCAGAUAAAAUAACCUUGGAGGGAGUGGUAGUGCAGAGAGCAGAAUGCAGGCCUGCUGUCAGUGAAAGCUAUAUGAGGUUGAAGAGGUUACAAAUUGAAGAGUCCUCCAAACCGGCCAGGCUGUCUCAACAGCUGGAAAAAGCUGUGACCAACAACUAUAAACCUGUGGCCAACCACGAUUACAAUCGUGAGUAUGAGAGGAAGAAGAAGGAGGAGGGCAAGAGAGCCCGAGCUGACAAGCAGCAAGUGUUGGACAUGUUGUUUUCUGCUUUUGAGAAGCAUCAGUACUACAACAUCAAAGACUUAGUGGAUAUCACCAAGCAGCCUGUGAUUUACUUGAAGGAAAUCCUGCGUGAUAUUGGCAUCUACAAUGUGAAGGGAACACACAAGAACACCUGGGAGCUCAGGCCAGAGUACAGGCAUUACCAAGGCGAGGAAAAGACUGAUGAAUAGUUUUUGAAUCCAAAGGUCAAUACAUGCUUUCCACUCAGAGGAGGGAUUUCCUCUUAGAUCAGAGCUUGGUUUGACCUGGUUUCUGUACAUCAGGUCUGAAGAUGCACUGGACAAUGAGGUGGAGUUUUGUAGUCCCAUCUCAUUCUGUAGGAACAAAAAUAAAGGGCACUAUGGAGAAAUCAGAGGUUAGGCCACUGCUUUUUCUGAUGUGGUUCCCUUUCACAGCUUGAGUGUGCUCAUUAGUGUUUUAAGAAGUAAAGGAUCUAUGACUUGAGGUUGAAAGCAGUGGAUAAUGUUUUUAAGUGUUUUGUAUAUCCAGAAAUAUGGGGUUUAAUGUGGAGAGGACAAAUUUUUUAGAACAAAGUGUUACUAUUGGUAUAGGUUCCACUCAGAUUUUUGUGACGUUUCUUUUACAAGUCCGUUUUUGUUUUUUUCUUCAAUGAAAGAUGGCUCAUCAGUUUUCACAACACAACAAAUUGGAUCCACAAUUUAUUGUGAUCUUUACUCCAGGUGUCUUCUUAUAACCCACCUUUUGUAUUAUUUUAGGUUGUUUUAUAUUUGGUCAACUUAUGCAAUAAAGUGUUUUUUUCAAUAGAAAACUUGUUUUUUAAUUAUAUUUUCAUAGCAGCCAGCUUAAUACUUGAUACAAAAACAAAAGCAUAAAUGUGAAACCACAGUGAAGACAAAUCAGCAUUGACCCAACGCAGCCACCCACUUUGGUCUUUUCAGUCUUUCAGUUACUGUCGUCUUCC